Molecule: messenger RNA, 2169 nt
Organism: Ostreococcus tauri
Lineage: Eukaryota; Viridiplantae; Chlorophyta; Mamiellophyceae; Mamiellales; Bathycoccaceae
Product: unnamed product
Exons: 1
Coding region: 1-2169 (722 amino acids)
Source: RefSeq, a predicted model, not a curated record
AUGUCCGACGCCGAGCGCGCGUCGCUCCUGGCGACGUCCGGAGAGACGAGCGCGCGCGCGGGUGAGGGUAGUAGAUGGAUUGGUAGGCGCUGGCGCGCGGUCGCGGCGGUCGGCGCGACGGUGUUGCUCAUCGGAGUGGGCGCGGCGGUGGAAGGCGGAAGACGCGCGCGCGCGGCUCUCGGAGACCCCGUGUCGAGCGACAUCGAUCGCGAGGUGAUCGACGCGCGAUUGAAAUCGGUGUUUGGAAUAUCUCUGAAGAAUUUCGCGGGGUUGAUGCGGGAUCAGGAAGAGAUGUCGUACGCGGACAGGGAGUUGAUUGAGAAUAACAAGCGGUACAAGGCGCUGGAGAAGGCGGAAGCCGAGGCGGAGGCGAAGCGUGAGGCGGAGGCCAAGGCCGUGGCUGAGGCGAACGCCAAGGCUGAAGCUCGUGAAAAGUACAAGGAAAAAGUCAGAGCAGAGGCGGAGGCCCGAGCAGAGGCGGAGGCCCGAGCAGAGGCGGAGGCCCAAGCAGAGGCGGAGGCCCAAGCAGAGGCGGAGGCCCAAGCAGAGGCGGACGCUGACGCGGAGGAGACGAAAGCCAUGGCUAACGCGGACGUCGAGGCUGAGUUGGCGGCGUCUGAGAAGAUUACCGACCAGGCAGUCGCUGGGACGAAGCCGAAAUCAAAGGAUCAUCGAAAAGAGAAGCUCGCCGCGCAAACCGCGGCGAGUGUGAAAACCUCCGCAGCGGCCAAAAUGCGGGUUGCGCGAGACGAGGACUCGCGGAACACGCUCGAGGCUGUGGUGGAAUCAGAGCGCUCCAGCGAGCAAGCUCAGCACAAGGCGCUCGAAGCGGACACGAACGCGGCGAGGGAGAAAUUGAGAGAGAAAAUAUUGACGCAGGACGUGGCGCUAGAAGUGGCUCCGGCUCCAGUGCGGACUGAGGAGGAUGAAGAAAACGCAGAGAUCGACCUCGAAAUCUCCCUCGGUGCACCGACGAAGACGCGCGAGCGAGAAGCGCGAAGAAGAGAUCGCAGACGCAGAGCCCACCUAGGGUCCAUUCAGGAAUACGACGAUGACGACGAGAUUAACAAUAGAUCCCCACCUAUAUUGCCGGUGUUCUUCCACACUGAAAAGAGCGGUGGUACUUCGUUGGCGCUACACACGCUAGAGCUCUUGAGCUCAGACGACCCAGAGACGCUCGAAUUGAUCAACAGAGUGCGUACGGAGGAUGUCAUGCUGGACUCAGAGUUGAGACGUUGCGCCGCGCUGUGCCCAGGAAGUGCGAUGUUUUUAUCCACUGUCUGGCAGAACGGAUCCGUGUGGAUACCCGGGCAUCCUCGUCCGCUAGAAGAUCAGAGCGCUGAAAAUUGGAAGAAGUGUCGUGUUUUGACGAGUCACACGGGUCGAGAACUCUUGCUUCGCGCGGAGGAGGCCGAGGAAGAAAUCGGCGUUGUGCGGCCAAAGAUACUUAUGGGAUUGUUCCGUGAUCCUGCCGAAUACGAACAAGCUGCAUGGCGAAGCGAACUCUUUAUGUACCACGAAUUACGAGCGAAACUUGGCUGGGGUAAGUUGGCGGAGACUCCACUCGGUAGUGCUCUCGAUCCUGACGACGUGCAUGACUUUGGACGAGACAGCAAGUUCGCGAAAAUCAUGCUCAACGAACAUUGCUCCGGGUUAGAAAAUAAUUUCCAAACGAGAAAACUUCUCGAAGACGAUUGGUGGUGGGUGAAAGAUAAACGCCACGAAGUAUUGCUCGAAAUGGCGAAACAACGGGUGAUGAAACUCGAUUGGAUUGGUUUGACGCACCGGUUCGACGAAGGUACUUGCAUGCUCGCUUACACCAUGCGGCGAAAGCCACUCGCUACAAACUCCACCAACUACGAUAGAGGUUCACUUCUCCCGGAUACGCUCAGAGCGAAUCACCCGCACAGUGGCGAUCAUCACGAAGGUGAAAUCAGUCCGGUCCUGCGGAACCAGCUAUACAAGUGCAAUGACUUGGACACUGCGGUGUUCAACCUCGCCGAAAAUGAGUUCAACUCCAGAAAACAGAAGAUGAUGGACCGUCUGAAUGAACUGGUUCGAGCCGAGAAGGAGUUGAGACCCGUUCGUGGCGCCGGAAACGACCAAGUUCUGGACCCGCGCGUGUUUCUCGAAUGCAUGGCGGCCGCUGCGAAAUCAACUUCCGUGUAG